Protobothrops mucrosquamatus (brown spotted pit viper) is the source of this 1672-nucleotide messenger RNA. RefSeq names its product solute carrier family 2, facilitated glucose transporter member 11. The transcript has 12 exons. Gene Ontology annotation, biological process: monosaccharide transmembrane transport. The record is from RefSeq and is a predicted model, not a curated record. Gene Ontology annotation, molecular function: hexose transmembrane transporter activity. The coding region runs from base 1 to 1608 and encodes 535 amino acids. Gene Ontology annotation, cellular component: membrane. Lineage: Eukaryota; Metazoa; Chordata; Lepidosauria; Squamata; Viperidae.
AUGGUAGAAGAGGAAACACAUUAUGAGGUUAAGCGAAUCCUCGAUUCUAGAAUCCAGAAAGAGAAAUUUCAGUACUUAAUCCAGUGGGAGGGUUAUCUGAUGUCAGAAGCUAGAUGGGUAAAAGCCCAGCAUAUUCAAUACCGGGGACUAUUCCAAAUGAUCCUCGUGCUGGGAAUAGGGGGCAGCUUCCCUUAUGGGUUUCACAUUUCUGUAAUAAACUAUCCUUCCAAGCAUAUUAAAAAAUUCAUUAAUGAGACCUGGCUGGAACGACAUGGCUCACCACUGCCUCAAGAGAAUGUUAUCUUGUUGUGGUCCUUCAUAGUAUCCAGUUACGGGAUUGGAGGACUCGUAGGGAGUAUCUGUUGUGGAUACCUCACCACAAAAUAUAGAAAAAAGAAGUGCCAGAUGCUCACCAACCUGAUCAUGCUGACUGCUGCCCUGUUCAUGGGGUUCAGUAAGAUGGCCAAAUCUUUUGAGAUGAUCCUCCUUGGACGCCUUCUAUAUGGGAUUGGCAUUGGGUUUUCUUUCAAUAUACAUCCUCAAUAUGUGGGAGAGAUUUCACCAAAGAAGUUGCGGGGAUUUACAAAUGCCACAGUCGCCAUUUUUCUGACACUCGGCAAAGUUGCAGGACAAAUCAUUGGUCUUGGGGAAAUUUUGGGCUCCGAGUCCUUGUGGCCCCUGCUGUUGGCUUUUAGUGGGCUCACAGCCACAAUCCAGUUGGUGAUGCUCCCAUGCUUUCCUGACUCCCCACCGUACCUUCUGAUACAGAAAGACAAUGAAGAGGCUUUCCUGAAAGCCAUCAAACAGCUCUGGGGUGAGGGUGACCAUCAAGCUGAGAUUGAUGACAUCAAAAGGGAAAAGGCAGCCAUGUCUUGUACGAAAAGUCUCCGAGUCCUGGAAGUGCUAAAGGCCCAAUCACUGCGCUGGCAACUGUAUGUGAUGAUCACCGUCAUGAGCACUCUGCAGCUGUGUGGCAUCAAUGCAAUCUACUUCUACUCAUUUGAAGUUUUUCGCACAGCCCAGUUUGAAGAAUCCCUCAUUCCAUACAUUGCACUGGGUGUUGGCAUCUGCGAGUGCCUCUCAUCCAUUCUGUGUAGUUCUCUGAUUGAGCAUUUUGGGCGGAAACUUCUACUAUGGGGAGGAUAUGCUGCGAUGGUGCUGGUGCUGGCUGCACUCACAGUAACCCUUUCAUUCCAACAUCGCUUCUCCUGGAUGCAUUACUUGAGUGUCAUUUUCAUCUUCCUCUUUGUCAUCUUCUAUGGAAUUGGACCUUCUGGUGCCACAAUAUCAGUUAUGGUGGAAAUCUUCAAUCAAACAUACCGUCCAUCUGCCUUUGUAAUUGUAGGAUUUAUCAACUGGAUGGGGCUCUUUCUGCUUGGGAUGAUCUUCCCAUUCAUUGUGGAAUAUCUUGGUCCCUUCUGCUUUCUGAUUUUUAUGGGGAUCCUGGCCAUUUCAAGUGUAAUCAUCUACUUAUAUCUUCCAGAAACAAAGGGAAAAUCUAUUCUUGAAAUUACAGUGGAGUUUAAUAAGCUAAAUUAUGGAAAGAAACAAGUUUUUCUCACAGAAAAUAAUUCUCCAAAGGAAACUGUACUUUGUACCAAACUUUAACUCUUGAACUGCAAAAUCUCUGUAUUUUGAGAACUGUACAGCACAUAAAAUUUACUAUUCACAA